Molecule: messenger RNA, 6820 nt
Organism: Hydractinia symbiolongicarpus
Lineage: Eukaryota; Metazoa; Cnidaria; Hydrozoa; Anthoathecata; Hydractiniidae
Exons: 10
Coding region: 168-5942 (1924 amino acids)
Source: RefSeq, a predicted model, not a curated record
AUUAAAGGAAUUAUCGCAAUUAUAAUAUACGAUUAAUUAUAAACAGAGAAAAAUGGGUUUAAAAUUGACGAAUGGGAGUAUAAAAGCGCUCGAAUUGUUUGAAUGAAUUACAUGUUCUUGUAGUUAUCAUGAGAUUUCGUUUGUGGAUGUAGAAAAAGAAACAAAAGAUGCAGGCAAUAAUUAUACUGAAGUUCGUUUUUUUCAUGCAAACAAUAUAUUUUAGCCAAGGUGGCACACUGACGGCGAAGAGUCUUUUAGAAACAAUAGCACCAACAUACAAACAAGCAAAGCUACCUCCAGGCUUUCCUCCUUUAAACUCAAUCAACACCGAUAAAUUUGAUUACAAAACAUCUGGAGAUGAUAUCAAAGUAUCAGCUCAAUUGGAAAAACCAGUCGUCAUGUUCCCUGACUAUGUGAUCAUAUCAGGAGUUAAGAUGAAUUUCACGUUCAAUAAAAAGAAUUCAGACAAAACAGCUUGGAAAGCAGAUGUAAAAGGUUUAUGGGCCAUUGGUUCAACAAUUGCUCCCGUAAAUAUCACAUCAAAUGGAACUUUAUAUGCUUUUGUCAAGAGAUUAGAAUUAAAGGAAAUUGUGUCUCAAUGUUUAAAGAAAGACGCCAAAAAAGAUAUUGGCAUUGACACUGGUGCGAUAACAUUGAAAGAUGUUGAAAUUAGAGCCGAUGUGCUGGACAAUAUGAAUGGAGUAAACAUCGAAUUUUCUGGUUUGCUCGAUCAUAAUACAUUGGAAGGAAUUCCAGUGAAAAUAACAAUGAACAAGUACGCGAAUUCUAAGCCUCAAUUAUUUUCUGUUAUCCAGUUCAGAAACAUUAGUCCUGAGAAGGUCUUAAAGAAACUCAUGAAUCAGAAAACAUUGACUAUACCAUUUAUGGCUCAUAUGCUAUCCGGUAGCCGAUUGUUUUCAGAUAAACAAGACAUAUUUGGACUGGUUUUUUCAUACACGGAAGUUUAUUACUACCGAGAAGCUACAAUUACCAGUGACAUCAUUGCGUCAGUGUUGCAAUCUCAUAUCCCAAUUGGUGUAACUCUCCUCUUUCCUUUGAAUCUAUCAAAAAGCAAACUGAAAUCUUUAUCAGAGACUGUUAAAAUUGCCUUUGUUAUUAACAAACCAUCAUUUGAUUUACUGAUUGAUAAAAGGGACAAACUUGCAGUAGACGAGAUACUACCUAUAAUUUCAGAAGAGUUUCAAACCAACACUGCAAAUAGUAUUCCGAAUUUUAUGAUCGACCUUAACGAUGCGUUUACCACUCAUUUGACCUUUGAUUCCACCACCACAACAUUCUCUAUAUUUGUGCGGCUAACGGAGACAAUCGAUUUAGUCAAGAGUUUAUUGAAAAUAAAAGUAACUCAUCUAGUACUACAGAGACGUAUCGGAUUAGAUGACAAAAAGCAAGCUUGGAAGGUAGCUGCGAAGGGCGUAUACACCAUUAGAAAUGCUAAAAUCAACGUGCAAUAUUCUGAAUUAUCUAAUGAAACUGGUAAGCCGUAUGGAUUAACUGGAAUUGGAAAUGAGGUCAGUUUAGAAGAUAUUGUAUCCGAAUUCGAUCCCGAUUUUUAUCCUGAUGAAGAUUCCAAAGAAAUGAUUGAGAACACGGAAAUCGAAAGUUUAAAAAUACAUCAAGUGAGACUUUUUUCUCGCGUGCCAAGAUCACAUGGAACUCCACAUUUGCUAAUAACAGGUUACACGAAUUUACCCGAAUUCGAAAAAGACAUACAGAUUGCUUUGUUACUGUUAUAUAAGAAUAAAAAGUGGCAGUGUAAAUGGGCUGCUUCACUCAAGCAUAGCCCUUUGAGCAACAUCAUACAAGCUUUUACUGGAUUUGACAGUAGAAAUUUAAAACUUCUUCAUAACGGUCACAUCUUGACAACAAUCAUUAGUUCUCCGUUGCCAUCAUAUACGCUGCUCCCACCUCAUAUCAUUACAACACCGUUGCUACGAUUACCAGUAAAAAAAGCAUUGACGUUGAUAGCACUCCUUCGUUUCCCUGACAACUGUGGUGACGAUAAAAUGUGUGAAUCAGCAUCUGAGUUAUUGGAUACAUCUAAAAUGUAUACCGUGAAGGGUGUUAUUUCAAUGGAUGGUUUUACGCUUCGUGCAAAAAUUAAAUACAAUCUGAAUCUAUCGAAUCAAAUAAAAGGAGUAAAUAGCACAAUACAAUUUACGAUCGGAAAUAGUUCCAUGCUGGAUAUUGUUACGUCAUUGAAGAUAGCACGGUCAAGUUUGAUGUUCGAUGGCUUUAUUCAUAUUCGUAAGUCUGGAGAAAUUCAACUUCAAAUGGCUUGUCGAAAAAAACGUUGGAUUGAGCCAUUUAAAAUGAAAAGCCUUAUCUUUGAGAAUCUAAAACUUGUCACAAGUUACAAAACUGGCUCCGAUUUAGACAGACUAAAAAUGCAAGGAAAAGUACUUCUGGGAACUCCAGGAAAUGGUGAUGAGAUCGAAGCACCAUUAAUGUUAGAUUAUAAUCCAAGUGCACCUUUAACUAGUUCAUUUUAUGGAAACUACACAGAUAUCACACUAGAUAUAUUGCUUUCAGCCUUUUCAAUUACUACAGAACUACCUGGUGUUCUAUCUGAAUCUAACUUCCCGACUGGGUUAAUGUUGUCAUAUUCUGGAAAAGAUUUAUCAAAACCUACAUAUACUCUUCACGGCGAAAUUAACAUAUUUGGUCGAUUGCUAAAUUGCCAAGUUCUUUUACCACAUGAGGAGGAUGUACGUAUUAUUACCGAUAACAGUCCGGCACCUGUUAUCUUUGCCAAAGGUUUAAUUAUUAUACAAGCAGACUGGAAGAGUAAACUACGAGGACCAACAAUUGUUGCAAAUAUAGAUAAUUAUAACGCAAACGUAACAGUGAAAGGUUAUGUCAAAACACUUGGCAUUGAAUCAGAAGCUGACAUUGUUUUGGAAGAUAAAGGAGUUAGGUUCUCAAUUUCUGGUAAACUGAUGGACUACAAACAAACCAAACUGACUGCUUAUUCCUUGGAUUCAACAGAUAGCUUUCAGGUAUUUGGCUGUUUCGAAGACCUUGCAGAACAAGUGCAAAUUUUACUGUUGGAAAUCAUUGACAAAGCAGCUAAUCAGAGUAUCAUAAAUAUGGAAAAGGCUGAUCAGAAUUAUUUAAAUGCUCAAAAACAUUACGAAAAUGCAGAACGGGAAGAAAUACACAUCCGAAAUCAACGUAAUCGAGCACGUGUGUUUUAUGAAGAGCAUUUACUAGCAUAUGGUAGAUUUGAAGUUAAAGUUAACGACACGUGUAUCGCACCAAAAUGUGGAUUAAAAUGUUUUGGUUGCCCAAAACUUCAAAAAUGUUGUCGGUUGGACAUCUUUGGACAUUGUAUUUCAUGUUCAAGCUGGAAGACAUGUUGCUGGAAAAAUAUCAAUCCCCUAUGUAUUGCAAAGCAUGACGGUUGUCACGUGGUCAAGGCUGUUGCUGAAAGAGAUUUAACAGAAAAAGAAGCACAACUUAUCCAACAAAGGAUUAUACUUGAUAAUCUUGAUCAACAUGUUACAAAUGCAGAAGUAAAUAAAGGCAAACACAAAGCGGUCUUAGAAGCAGCAACCGAUGCGAAAGCCAUAGUGGAGGAAGAUUCAUCGCCAGGCCUUAACGCACACGAUUCCAUCAGAAAUUUUGGGACACCCUACGGGUGGGCAAAAAUUAAUAGUAUAUGUUAUAAUACCAGUAUUGAACAAGCAGCUACUGGAUGCAUGAAGUUUCAAAUUUCAAAUGAACUUUUUGGCAAGCCAGAGCAAAAUAUCACAAUUUGGAGUUGUUUAAAAGAAGACCUUGUAACAGAAAUAACCGAAUCAUUAGCCAACUUUAUUUUUCCUAAAAUAAUAGACAACAGUGCUGAUAGUAUAACAGAAGUGGCAACGCAAUUAAACAGUGCCGAAAUUGAUAAAGUUAAGACUCCUUCACUUACACCACAGAUAGUCAAUGAAAAAGAUUUACCAAGUCUGCCAAACAACGAAUUGUCUAGUCCGUCUAAUAAUGAAUUAUCUGAGCCAGAAAAUAAUGAAGGACUCAACGAAGCAGAGGACGCGACAGCAGAAUCUCCAUCUCCACAAGAUGGUGAGUUGCUGCACGAAGCUCUAGGAGAUGGACCUCAAAACUCAGAGGCCCAAAACACUUUAAAUUCUCCACCGCCAAAUAUGGUUGAUGCCAACGGAAAGCCUCAGGUGAUGUUAAUUGAUAGUUCCAGGAUCGGUGAUUAUGCAAAUAAACCAAGAAAAGAGGAAAAAGAAAGAGAACAAGAAAAAGAAGAAGAAGAAGAAGAAGAAAAAGAAGAAAGCGAAAGUUCUGCCUCGGGUGAAGAAGCGACUAACGAAGAAUUAAAGGAACUUUAUGAUAACGAGACUCGUGCUAAAGCUAACAAUGAUGAGAAAAUGGUCAAUAAAAAAAACGAAGAUAAUGAGAAAGAUAUGCUAGCGAAAGAAAUAGUGGAGCAAGAAGAAGCAGACGAAGAAGCAGAAGAAGGAAAUGCAAAGAAAAUCACAAAGGCUAAGAAAAAGAAAAAGAAAAAAUCUAAGAAAAAGAAAACGAAAUUAUUGAAUGUAUUUUCUCAGCAACCAUCCUCGGCGUACCAAAGUACGCAAUACUAUGAUCCUGCUUAUCAGCAAACAAAUAAUCAAUCGUCAUCUGGAAGGUAUGGAUCUGAAUAUCCAAGCAGAAAUCAAUCGUCACUUACUAAUGUGUACCAGGCUAGUUCUUACAACAAUGCCCAUACAGCAGAAGGAAAAUAUACAUAUGCGCCCAACUUUACAGUAGAAAAUCAAACCAGAGGUUCUGGUAGUGGAGUAACCAAUAUGAAUACCUCACAAGCUGCUUAUUACAGUCAAUCUUUGCCUUACAACAAUGUAAACCUGACAUUAUAUCAAAAUAGACAAGCCAACGAUGCCAGUAUCCAACCAUCCGCUGCAACAGAUGAACCUUUUAAUCGUACAGAUAAACCAUUCUUUACUGGCUAUACUCCUUCAAUCAUUGAUUCACCAAAUUUCGCUUUGCAGCAGUCAUCUGAGCAACUUGCCACAAAUUACGUACCCGCAGGUACAAAUUAUGCAUCUGAUGAUUCAAUAUCAUCCACAAAUACAAACAGUAACGUUCGCAGCAAUAUUCCUAAAACGAGAAAACGUCGCAACAUCGAAGAUGUAAUAAGGUCACAAAUACCAAUUACAAUUUCUGAGACACCGAAAAGUAGAAUUUUAUUCUCGAACCCUUUUUGGGACAUCAAAUCUGAUCGCAGUAUAACAUCGACAAGAUCAAACAUUCCAAUGAAGCCACAUCAGCAAAAGUUGAUGAGGAAUGUUAUUCAUAAACGAUGGAAAAUUCCAGAUAAUUCAAAUGGUCGCUGCCAUAUUUUUCAUCAGUUAAUCGCCAUAUGCAAGGACAUGGCCGAAACGAUCGUUAUGUUGGAGAAAUCAAUAAAAGACUCGCGAUCAAAAUUCCACGAUGAAGACAAAGAUAUCUAUUUAGAGUUAUUUGAAACAGAAGAUUUCCUUAUUGAUGCAGCUAAACGUGUCAAUGUCAGCAACGGUUUGAUGUUACAAACAGGCAAAACAUUAAGUGUGGUGAGACAAGGAGUUAACAUUUGGUCCAAGCGGUGUUCAAAUGAAUUUGAUUGGCAGAACGAAUCUGGCGUGCAGUCAUGGUUACAAGCAAUGGACUUAAGAAUUCAGGAGCUUGGGGGAUACGGUGUUUAUCGUUUUUUGGAAAAUUUAUUUCAUGCUUUCGAAGCUUUGUUUGAAGCGCUGACGUAUUCAAACUCAAGCACAGCGAGGGAUGCUCGUGCUAUGUUGCAGAGAAUAAGGCGUAUAUCAAACAGUUUCGAUAAGAUCUUCAGGAACAAGCUUUCGGUGUUCAAUUCACGAAUUCACGCUGAUCACAUCUUGAAAGAACUUGCCAGCUUAAGAAAAGACACGACAUUUUGUUGAUUUUCUUUAGUAUCCUAAUUGUAAAUAAAUAAUCGUGGAUGCUAUUGGAGCUGCUGAGUCGUUUUGCAUGAAGGUUGCGUGUAUAUAGGGGAGACAUGUUAGGUGAGACAUGUUCCAGUUAUUGGCUGCUAGUGGUUCAACAGACAAAAGAAAGAUAAGGAUUCAAUAAUAGGCUACAUAUUCUGAUCAGUAAGUAUGAGAUAAUGUCACAGUUUAACACAUUUAUGUCCAUUUUGUUUUAAUGUUAAUUUGUCUAACAAGAGUUGUAGAAGAUAAAUACGGAUUAUGAGUGCAAAAAAAUACGAUAAAAAAUUGAUCGAGUGACAGAAUUAUAGCUGUUACAUUUCAUGCGUCAAUUCAAGCUUCAAUAUGGAAUACGUAUUUUUGUGUUUGUUAUCGCAUUGCCAACAUGUACUUGUGUCCCCUACGUCUCGUGACAAGUGUACAAGUCUAUUUAAAAUGUAAUAUCCCAAAAGUCAAAAGACUGUCGUACAUAUGGAACAUUUACUUUAUUGAUGUAAACUUAUUGGAAGUUGAGUAAAUAUGAUCUUCACCGUUGUAAUUAUUUAUUGUUUGUUUAAAAUUUGUUUCUUCUAAAUUUUAUAAUAAAAAUAUAGAUGUGUUAAAAAAUUGUUGUUUUAGUAAGUAAGUAAGAAAGUUUUAACGUCCUUGAGGAGUCUAUCCUAACGGUUGGCUCUUCCUCCCCUCUGACUGUAAUUAUGUUACAUUACCGCUAGACAUACAUAUAGCAUUGCUCUAACUUGCUUGUUUGUCACACAAGUUGAUUAACUCGAUUCUACAACCAUAUGUUACAAGCCGAAUGCGCAGCCACUACACCAUCUCUGACUAAACUUUUAAAUGGAAAUAUAAAUUUUGCC